This is a messenger RNA of Dovyalis caffra, 1521 nucleotides long. The record is from the annotation of a GenBank genome assembly. Lineage: Eukaryota; Viridiplantae; Streptophyta; Magnoliopsida; Malpighiales; Salicaceae.
AUGAUCCCCUCAACCUCCAAGAAACGGCAGCGCUUGCCACACCAUCGCCAUACCACCGCCGCCUUAAUCGAUUCCUUCUCCGACAAAACCAUCUCUGAAAGCUCCAAGAAACUCCGCCGCGCCUCCUCCCACCCCCUCCUCUCCUCCACCAUCCCCUCCUCUUCCCACCCCAUCCUACCCUCCUCCUCCUCCACCACCACGAUCACCGCUACUUCCUUUAACGACCUUAACACUGCCGACGUCAUCCUCCGCCUCUUCCUGGACUCCACUGCUCCCAUCAUCAACUUAUCUGAUUCAGUUUCUUCAAUUGAUAAUAAUCAUCAAUCCAAUGCCCAGAUCUACCUCCAUUCUCCCAUCCUCCGCCGCGCCAAGUAUUUCUCCGCACUUUUAUCCGACAGAUGGCUGCACGCGAAGGAAAACUCCGAAUCUGCUGAAAAUAAAAUCGACCGAUAUUUGAUUCCGUUAAAAUUAGGCGUUGCUCCUGGAUCAAUCGAAGUCCAUCUGACCGUCUUAGAGUUGCUUUACACUAACGAUUUUAUUAAUAUUAUUAACUCUGCCGCGGCGGCUCUCGAUAUUUUGCCGGUGGCCUUAGAGUUUUUAUUUGAUGAAUGUGUGAAUUAUUGUGUUAAGUAUCUUGAGGCCGUGCCGUGGAGUGAAGAGGAAGAGAAGCGCGUGCUUAAUUUAAUUCCAUUUCUACGUGAGGAGGAAUCUGAAGAACUAUUAACGAGGGUUUCGCCGGCGAGAGAUGAUUCGUGCGAGGAAAUGCUUCAUGGGUUGAUAUUGGCUGCGAUUCAUAAUAGUCCGAAUAUGGCAACUGUGAAAGCGUUUGUGGCCAAGUUGUUGAGGGAUUUUUCGUCGAGGGAGUCGGCGAGGAGGGUUUUGGAGAGGGCGUUUGAGACGAGUUUGAAGAUUGUGAAGGAAUCACUUGAGGAGUACUCGAGUCCGGAUUUUAGAGGGGAUCAUAAUGAGACGGAGGCAAUACAGAGGUUGAAUUUGCAUACUGCGAUGACUAACGGGAGGCAUUUGUUGUGGUUGGUGGAGAGGAUGAUUGAGCUGAGAGUGGCGGAUAGUGCGGUGAAGGAUUGGAGUGAGCAAGCUUCGUUUACGGCUGAUUUGCAGAGGGCUUUUCGGGAUGAUGCGUGGAGAAAUAUUGUUCCAGGGCUUCCUGUUGUUGUGCUUCGUUGCACUUGUAAACUUGCUAAUGCUGUUGCUUCUGGGACCAUUUUGGCUGCUAGACAGGUGAGGAUGAAGCUUGUAAAGUACUGGCUUCCUGUUCUGACUGUAUGCAAAGACAAUGUACUUUCUUCUAUGUUACCAAGUCAUAAAUCACUGUACCUGGAGCUUGAAGAGACAUUUCUAAGAAUUAUUUCCACACUGCCCAUGUCAGAUGCACAAGUGUUGUUGCAGCAGUGUCUCAGCUUCUCAACUCGAAAUGUUGAAGAUUGCCCGCAUUUGGUCGCUGCUUUUAACACUUGGUUCCGUCGCGCAACAAAUCAACCACAAGGAGAUACUGAUUGUUAG